This is a messenger RNA of Orbicella faveolata, 2490 nucleotides long. RefSeq lists its product as uncharacterized. The record is from RefSeq and is a predicted model, not a curated record. NCBI's taxonomy places the organism in Eukaryota, Metazoa, Cnidaria, Anthozoa, Scleractinia, Merulinidae.
GGGUAACCCUGCGAUGGACUAGCAUGCCGGGCUUGAAUAGAUGCUGAAUCAUGUUAAUGCUUUCGGCUUCUAGAAAGAAUCAUCGCUGUCAGCGUCCGGUAGUCUCUUGGGAUUCAGUAGCUCCUUGUCAGUUGACAUAAAAAAGUUUAGCGAAUCCAAUACAGAUACAGCUAGUUUUACUGAGAACAGGAUGGUAUUCUCCUCUGGAGGACACAACUUGCCUGAACCCAUUGGAUUGCAGCUGAUGCCUAUUGACAACGCUGUUGAAGAUAGUUUUUUCAGAGUUCUUGACCAGCGAUACCGAUGUCGAGGUUUGGCACAGCGAAGAAGUAACGUGAAAAGGAUCUUACGGGAAUACCCUAGGAUAAAAGGGGCUUCUAAACCUCAAGAUCCUGAUGUGCGCAUUCCUCUUACUUGGCCAGUCGGUACCUAUGGUCUCCCCAUGACAAAGUCAGGAUGUCCGAAAGGAACGUUUUGGCACAAAGGGACCCGUUACCAUGACACCGAGGAUAAUGCCUCAAACAACUAUUGGUCAAAUCCCUAUGAUUUAGCAGGACACGUUAGUAAAAGUAACAUGGAACAAAAGUUCUGCAUGAAGACCAGAGCUGAAACCUCAAAAUACAACCUCCCCUGGCCCAAAGGACAAUACUGCAUCUACAAGAAAGGAAAUUGCCCUCAAGGCUUCAGGGAUGGAUACAUUUAUUGGGAUGACGAAGAUGACAACAACAAUAACUGGCGCAGCGGUCAGCUACCAGACGGCAGUUAUGACAGAAACACAAACAUCUAUUACUGCUGCCGGGAUGAUGGAUAUGCUACUAAGGCCAUUUAUCUCCCAAUUGACACUCCCUUCGUUUUGCUCAAGUCUGGUAACCGUCAUUGUCAGAAUGUCCAUGGUGUCAACACGCGAGAAGAAUUCUUUCGUUGGGACAGUGAAGACGAUUCACCGCAUGCCAUGGCAAAAGGGAAACACCCCUUUCUGGAAUACCUGGGCAACAAAAAUCUGAAAGUCCACUACUGUUAUUAUUAUUAACAGGGAUAAAAAUGGGGAUAGGACGUACGCAUCGUCACAUGAAAUGCAUGCAAAGUAGUUGACUGGAAGUUUUUCAUACAUUAAAGCUACGCGCUGAAAAGGAAUAAUGAAAAUAAAAGUGCAAGGCACAGUUCUUUCUGCUUUUAACGCCAUUGUUUUUUGGGGGAAUAAUAAAAGUGACCCAACCAGUUCUACCAUUUAUUUGCGCCUUGGUUACAUGUUUGACUCGCAUUUUUGGCUAGCUACAGGCAAGAGUUAACCGAUCUCUUUCAAUUUGACGUCCUAACUGAGGAAUGCUUGAAUCUGAAGUAAAACCUUUUUUUAUUGUGGGAGCAAAAGCAAUUCAGAUAUCGGCAAAUUUUUAACAUCUCGUCUUUACAAAGAAACUCCCAUAACCUUAGAAAUCCAAUGGCAUAUUUUCUUUGCCACUUUAUGGAACAAAUUAACCUCGCGUCUCUCAAGUUUUUACCUGCACAUUUCGUGAUAAUCAUGACCAUGCACUAAAUCACUACACGAAAUGCUGGUUAAAUUUAUUCUGAGGUAAGCUAAUAGACUUUGCAUAAUUGGCGCCUAAAUUUGAAUGACCGUGCUGAUGCUUAUUUCACUCGUCACCUUUUUAUUACCCACACUUUGUUCCUCCGACCUAUCUCCAAUUUAUCUCUUUCUGUCCAAAAAAAUACCUUAGUGCGAUAAAAAGCCGCAUCUUAGUUUCCCUUUAACGAGAAAUGACGCCGCCAACUUCUAGAUACCAUUUUUCACUGCAGUGUUACCACCUUGUGUUGGGUACUAUAAUUAUUCAAGAUCUUUGUCGUAACAUUCCCUGUGAGGAGUUUGCCAGUAAGAGAUGAGAAUUGAUAAACGAAAAUUCGCUUUAAAAAUGUGAUGAUUCCUGGAAAGAUUUUACUUUCGCUAAAAGUAAAUGCACUUAUUUGAGAUGCCAAAAAAUCAUAGAACUCGAUAAAUCUUUCCCACCAAUAAUCGGGCCAUGUCAAGACCAGGCGUCAGUUUCUCGAAAGUCCCGGAAACUUUUCGGGUCCGCAAAGCGAUUUUUAGCUAAUCUGUAUCGAAAAAUAGAGAGGUGUGUACGCAUGAAACUUCUUAUAUGAAGGGAACCUCUGUUCAUAUUACAAAUACGUGAAUAAAGCAGCUCUGUAAUAUCAUAAGGUUGGAGAUUGCUAUGGCUUUCUGCAUGCGAAAACCUUUCGCGAGCUUGGAGAAACGAGCCCCAGAUUUUGAUGUCAAAAGGAUACCACUUAUCCCUUACAAUGGGUUCCCAGCGGAAGAAUAUUGGCGGAACAUUCAGGAAACGUUUGUGUAAAUCUUGCAUUUUUAUGUGAACUCCUAUCUAGAUUGGGUGAGGACCAUACUCGGGAAGGAGACCGCAAGUACACAGCAAGUCCACAGCGUGCGCGGUUCCCCCUAUCUUACAUAAAUAGAAUUCUAUUAUAUAAAAUAAUGAA